AUGAAACGAAUACCGAUGAUGAUGAAUAACAUUGAAUUGCUUUAUUACGAAGACAAUCUUGUGCAAGUUAUCAAACUACCUUAUACUCACCCUAAAAUAGAAAUGGUUUUCAUACUGCCAAAAGCACGCUUCGGCUUAUCUGAUGUUCUAGCAAAAUUAACGGGUGAAGAUCUAUUCAAAUAUAUUAAUGAUGCAAAAAAAAACUACGUUACCGUCAUUAUACCAAAAUUUCAAGUGAAAGAAAAAUUAGAUCUGAAAGAAGCUCUACAAAAAAUUGGCAUCACAGAUGUUUUCAGUGGAACAGGCAGUUUUGGAGAGCUAGUAAAUAAUACAGUUUCAGUUUCUAUUGGCAAAGUUAUGCAUGCAGGCUUCAUUGAGAUAGAUGAAAAAGGAACGGAAUCAACGGCUGCUACAGUAGUUGAUUUAAUAGAUCGUAUGGGUACGCAGCGUCGUUUUGUUGCUGAUCAUCCAUUCCUCUUUGCAAUUGUUGACAAUUUGAAGACUGUUCUAUUCAUAGGUCAAUAUGUGAAAUGA
Molecule: messenger RNA, 534 nt
Organism: Brugia pahangi
Lineage: Eukaryota; Metazoa; Nematoda; Chromadorea; Rhabditida; Onchocercidae
Source: the annotation of a GenBank genome assembly